AUGAGGCUGCAGGACUGCUUCCUGGUGUGGGUCAGCUUCUCCCCCUCUCCGAGGAACCUGGCGGUGGCCAUGUAUAGCAGAUUUGAAUCGGUAUUAUUGUCUACUUUGAUACUUGGAGACAGACCUGAAACUACUUCAAGAACUUUUGCACAGUGGUUAGUCUUUCAUACGGAUGCCAGUGUCUCUAUCUUUGGUGGAAUCACUAUUGGAGACAAACCAUGA
Staurois parvus is the source of this 222-nucleotide messenger RNA. The record is from the annotation of a GenBank genome assembly. Lineage: Eukaryota; Metazoa; Chordata; Amphibia; Anura; Ranidae.